Misgurnus anguillicaudatus (oriental weatherfish) is the source of this 3551-nucleotide messenger RNA. NCBI's taxonomy places the organism in Eukaryota, Metazoa, Chordata, Actinopteri, Cypriniformes, Cobitidae. The record is from RefSeq and is a predicted model, not a curated record.
AUGACCACAACUGUUGCCCCAACCACAACAACCGUUGCCCCAACCACCACAACCGUUGCUCCAAUGACCACAACUGUUGCUCCAAUGACCACAACCAUUGUUCCAAUGACCACAACUGUUGCUCCAAUGACCACAACUGUUGCCCCAACCACAACAACCGUUGCCCCAACCACCACAACUGUUGCUUUAAUGACCACAACUGUUGCUCCAACCACCAUCACAGUUGGUCCAACAACCACAACUGUAGCACCAAUGACCACAACUGUAGCACCAAUGACCACAACUGUUGCUCCAACCACCACAACUUUUGCUCCAAUGACCACCACAGUUGCCCCAACCACCACAACUGUUGCUUCAUCCACCACAACUGUUGCUCCAAUGACCACAACUGUUGGUCCCACAACUACAACUGUUGUUCCAACUACCUCCACAGUUGUUCCAACGACCAUCCCAGUUGCUCCAAUGACCACAACUGUUGCUCCAACAACCACAACUGUUGCUCCAACUACCACAACUGUUGUUCAAACAACCACAACUCUUGCUCCAACGGCCAACUCAGUUGAUCCCACGACCACAACUGUUGCUCCAACGGCCACAACUGUUGCUCCAACAACUACCACAGUUGCUCCAAAGACCACAACUUUAGCUCCAACGACCACAAUAGUUGCUCCAACCAGCACAACUGUUUUUCCAAUGACCACAACUGUUGCUCCAACGACCACCACUGUUGCUCCAACGACCACAACUGUUGCUUCAAGGACCACAACUGUUGUUUCAACGACCACAACUGUUGCUUCAACGACCACCUCAGUUGCUCCCACGACCACAAUUGUUGCUCCAACAACUACCACAGUUGUUCCAACGACCACAACCGUUAUUCCAACAAGCACAACUGUUGCUCCAAUGACCACCUCAGUUGCUUCCACGACCACAACGGUUGCUCCAACAACUACCACAGUUGCUCCAACCACAACAUCCGUUGCCCCACCCACCACAACCGUUGCUCCAACAACUACCACAGUUGGUCCAACAACCACAAAUGUUUUUCAAACAACCACAACUGUUGCUCAAACAACCACCACAGUUGGUCCAACAAUCACAACAGUUGCCCCAACCACAACAACCAUUACCCCAACCAGCACAACCAUUGCCCCAACCACCACAACCAUUGCUCCAAUGACUACCACAGUUGGUCCAACAACCACAACUGUUCUUCUAAGAACCACAACUGUUGCUCCAACAACCACUACAGUUGGUCCAACUACCGCAAUUGUAUCUCCAACGACCACCACAGUUCCUCCAACAACCUCAAAAGUUGGCCCAACAACCACCACAGUUGCUCUAACAACCACAACAGUUGCUCCAACGACCACCACAUUUAGUUCAACGACAACAACUGUUGCUCCAACUACCACAACAGUUCCUCCAACAACUACAACAGUUUUUCCAACAACCACAACUGUUGCUCCAACCACCACAAAGGUUUCUCCAACAACCACAACAGUUGCUCAAAUAACCUCAACUCUUGUUCCAACGAUGACAACUGUUCGCCCAACAACUACAACAGUUCCUCUAACCACCACAACCUUUGCUCUAACCACCACAACAGUUGCUCCAACCACCAGAACCGUUCCUCCAACCACCACAACCAUUGCUUCAACCACCACAACCGUUGCUCCAACAACCACAACAGUUCUUCCAACAACUAACACAGUUGCUCCAACAACCACAACAAUUCCUCCAACAACUACCAUAGUUGCUCCAUUGACCACAACUGUUGCUUCUACAACCACAAAACUUGCUCCAUCUACCACAACACUUACUCGAACAACAGUUGCUCCAACAACAGCUACAACAGUUACUCCAACUGCCACAACACUUGUUAUAACAACAAUUUUUGUUCCAACAACCAAUACAGUUGCUCCAACAACAACCGUUGCUCCAACCACCACAACACUUGCUCCAACAACAACAGUAGUUCCAACCACCACAACUGUUGCGCCAACCACCACAACUGGUGCUCCAAUCACCACAACUGUUGUUACUACCACUGCAAAACUUGCUCCAACCACUACAACAGUUGCUCCAACAACUACAACAAUUGCUUCAACCACCCCAACUGUUGCGCCAACCACCCCAACUGGUGCUCCAAUCACUACAACUGUUGUUACUACCACAGCAAAACUUGCUCCAUCCACUGCAACACUUGGUCCAACAACAACAGUUCCUUCAACAACUACAACAGUUGCUCCAACCACCAAAAAUGUUACUCCAACCACUGCAAAACUUGUUCCAACAACCACAAGAGUUGCACCAUCCACAAAAACAGUUUAUCUAAACACCACAAUAGUUGCACCCACAACUAAAACUAAUGCUUUUGCAACCACAGCGGUUGCUCCAACAACCAAAGUUGCUCCAACAACUACAAAUGUUAUUCCACCAACUAGAACUAAUACAAGUGAUGUUACAACCAUGGCAAAUAUUGUUCAAACCACAGUGUCUCCACUAACAACUGUUGCAAAUACUACUUCAAGAACUACUCUAUUAACAGCUACACAUAAACCAACUCCACCAAAAAUUAUUCCAUCAACAAAAACAAUUACUACACAAACAUCUUUCACACCAACUACAAACAUAAGUAAUCCUCAAACAACAAUUGCUCAUGCAACUCUCACAAUGAAGCUUAUUAAUAACCUAAGCAACCUUAAAAUCUCCCAGAAUAUUCAAACGUUUGUCGAGCACAUUGAAACUCAAUUCAAUGUAACCAUCAAGCUACUGUGAAGAAACCCCUUUGAUGGACAUCUCAGGCAGCUAUUUUCAUUCAUGGUUAAGGGGUGAUUGGAGCCUGUCAUAUGCAUCUGAAGGCCCAGGCGGCUAGCAACCUGGAUAGAUUGACUGCUCAGACUGUCACAGUGCUCUUAACCAUAAUCCUAAAAUUACUUUUACACAAAAAUCCUAAAACAAAACAUAACCUUACCAAACACCCAACACUACAUAUUAUUAUGUACUAUGUAUUUUAAAAGGUGGCUAAUUCAUAUUACUUUGUAUGACCACAUUCAUGAAUUUCUUUACGAUUUGCUUUCGCCCCUGUGACAUUGGGGUUAGGGGUGAGGUGUCCUUAUUGGUUUUAUUUUCAUGAUAAUGGUUUUUUUAUGAUUCACUUCAUACUAAUUUUGUCAACUCUUAUACGAAUUCUCGUGAGAUGUUUAUUACUCUACUAAGAAGAGAUUAUUUUAAUGUAAAAUAGUUUUGUGUGCUUUUGCGGAUUUAUAUAUCAGUGGAAUAUUUCAAUAUUUUUCACCUUUAUUUAUUUUUGAAUUAAUGUAAACAUAUGUAAACAUAUAACAUAUACAUUAACAUCAAUACUAUUUUGCACUGUAAGCCUGAUUAGGGAGUUGUGUAAGUUAAGAAUUCAAGAGACUGUAUGCUGUAAAUGUUUUUCCAACUUGAUGUGAUUGUUUACCUCUGAAUAUAAUGUUGAAGUGAAUAAAAUGUUUAUUAACCAAAAUGAUAAUAAGGAAACUAUAUAUUACAUCUUUAUAUUACAUCUU